CAACAGCAGGCCAGUAUUGAUCAGUGUGUGUUUACACAUGCAGCUGAACUGAGACGUCUGCUCGCUCGCGCUCCCUCACAACACGAUGUUUUCUGUGAUGAGACAGGCCAGAGGAGUCCUUUCUCCCAGCUGCCGGCUCAGUCUGGCUCUGAGCCUGGUGCUCCUCAGUGGAGCUGCUCAAACAGCAGCGAGCAGCGAGCCCAGCGUCCGUGAAGCUCGCUCUGUGGGAAACCAGCUGAUGGUUCAACCAGUGGACUGUGUUUUAUCUGAGUGGAGCCGCUGGUCACGCUGUGACACCUGCACAAAGAAGAGAUACCGCUAUGCAAAACUGGACCAGCCGUCUCAGUUUGGCGGGGAGCCAUGCAGCUUCCACAGCAGGCAGGAGGAGGCCUGUGACGUCCCGGCCCGCUACACCUGUGACAAUAUACCUUUAUGUGAGGGUUUCCUCUGCACCCAAACAGGUCGCUGUGUCCACAGAACUCUGCAGUGUAACGGAGAGGAUGACUGUGGGGAUAUGUCUGAUGAAGCUGGCUGUAAAAAAGCUUCCAAGCCCUGCAGGGUGGAGGCUGAGGAGUUCUGGGGAAUUGAAAAUCUUGCCAAAGGAAUAAAUGUUUUGAACAGUGAUCUGGAAGGUGUGGUGCUUGAUAACAGAUACUACGGAGGCAGCUGUCUGCCUCAGUACAUCCAAGAUGUCCCAUUCAGGAAGCCCUUCAACCUGCAGCAGUACGCAUUCCAGACAAAAGGUUCUUACGAUUUCACCCUUAAUGCCUUCAGUACGUACUCUGAAUACAUGCAUUACAGCAGUACGGAGCACACGUCCCAAACCUCUUUCUCCAUCGGCUUUGGUGUCCCAGGGGUUUUCAAUUUUGGAUUUAACUUCAGUGAAUCCAAAUACAGAAAGUCAGUUCAGAAGACCCGCCGUGCCUCUGGAAAAAGCUACAGUUUUCUCAGAGCCAAAGCUGAGCUGCAAUUGGCCCAGUACAUGCUGAAAUCAGAAGAUCUGGUGCUUCACCCCGAGUUUCUGCAGCGUCUUCGCUCCCUGCCACAGGUUUAUAUCUAUGGAGAGUACAGUCAGAUCUACAGGGACUACGGCACCCACUACGUCACUGAGGCCACACUUGGGGGAGACUAUGAGUAUACCAUCAUCCUGAACAAGGAGAAGCUGGAAAAGUCAGAUUAUUCUUUGGAAGCCUACAAGUCUUGUGUACAGGCAGGCCUAAAUGUUGGAGCAAACAUAUAUGGAGUUUAUGUAUCUGUGGGCGCUAAAGGUGGGAGCUGUGAUGGCCUUCUGAAUGAAAUGGGAGAGGACACACAAAACGGGAGCAUGGUGGAAGAUUUUGUUGCUGUUGUACGGGGUGGAAGUAGUGAAACCAUCAGCGCUUUGAUGUCUAAGACGCUUCCCACUCCAGAGCUAAUGAGGCUGUGGGGUGAAGGCGUUCGUUUCAACCCUGACAUCAUUCGACUAACAGCCAAGCCUCUGUACGAGCUGGUGACAUCCAGAGACUUCACCCAAGAUGCCAUCCUGAAAAGAAACCUGAAGAAAGGUCUGUCAGAGUACCUGGCAGAGACGAGCUCCUGUCGCUGCGCUCCCUGUCACAACAAUGGACAGGCUGUUCUGAAAGGCACAAGAUGUGAAUGUUUGUGUCCUUCUGGCUACACUGGGAGAAGUUGUGAGAUCACUCAAAGGCCAACGGAUUUGGCUACUGAUGGCAGCUGGAGCUGUUGGGGAGCGUGGUCUUCCUGCAGCGGGGGGAAAAUGACACGGAGUCGACAGUGUAACAACCCAGCGCCCAGCAGUGCAGGCCUCCCAUGCAUCGGACUGGAACAGGACUCUACUGAAUGCUUCUAAAAUCUCUGAUGUUACAAAUUUAAUAAAAGUUUAACCUUUGUGUUUG
Messenger RNA from Austrofundulus limnaeus, 1895 nucleotides. It is a transcript of the gene c8b, whose product is annotated as complement component 8, beta polypeptide. NCBI's taxonomy places the organism in Eukaryota, Metazoa, Chordata, Actinopteri, Cyprinodontiformes, Rivulidae. Gene Ontology annotation, cellular component: membrane attack complex. The transcript has 12 exons. The record is from RefSeq and is a predicted model, not a curated record. The coding region runs from base 86 to 1849 and encodes 587 amino acids. Gene Ontology annotation, molecular function: protein binding. Gene Ontology annotation, biological process: complement activation.